AAGUACCAAGAGUCUUUCCCAUUAAUCGGACUCGCUAGCUGCUGCUCUGCAAUUUUCUCUCUCAUUUUCUCAAGAAAAAUAUAAAGAAAAAGCUCAAAAACAGAGGAAAAAAACACAGCACAGCUGUUUCUUGAUGUAUGUCCUUCAUCUCUGUUUCUCUCUCUAAAUAAAAGGGGUGCAGAAUAAAGUGUUUGAGGGGGAAAGAGUAAAGAGGAAAAGGGUAUUGCUUUGUGAAGGAAGACAGAAACUCAAAGGGUAUCAAUGGUGAUGGGUUUGAAGCUGGUAAUGUGGAACGUGUUGUUGUUGGAGAUGGUGUUUUUGAGCUCAUGGGUGUUUUGUGGUACAGCCUCUGUGUCAUAUGACCACAAGGCUAUCAUCGUCAAUGGGCAAAGGAGGAUUCUUAUUUCUGGAUCCAUUCACUACCCACGAAGCACUCCUGAGAUGUGGCCAGAUCUUAUUCAGAAGGCAAAAGAUGGAGGUUUAGAUGUGAUUCAGACAUAUGUUUUCUGGAAUGGGCAUGAACCCCAACCUGGCAAAUACUAUUUUGAGGAGAGGUAUGAUUUGGUUAAAUUUAUGAAGCUGGUGAAGCAAGCAGGACUCUAUGUUCAUCUCAGAAUUGGACCUUAUGCUUGUGCUGAAUGGAACUUUGGAGGAUUCCCAGUUUGGCUGAAGUAUGUCCCGGGUAUAAGUUUCAGGACCAAUAAUGGCCCUUUCAAGGCUGCAAUGCAAAAAUUCACAACGAAGAUUGUAAAUAUGAUGAAAGCAGAAAGGUUGUAUGAAACUCAAGGUGGUCCAAUUAUUUUAUCUCAGAUUGAGAAUGAAUAUGGACCCAUGGAGUAUGAACUUGGUGCUCCUGGUAAAGCUUAUUCAGAAUGGGCAGCUCAUAUGGCUGUGAAUCAAGGCACUGGAGUCCCAUGGGUCAUGUGCAAGCAAGAUGAUGCCCCUGAUCCCAUUAUUAACGCAUGCAAUGGUUUCUACUGCGAUUACUUCUCUCCAAACAAAGAUUAUAAGCCCAAGAUGUGGACUGAAGCGUGGACAGGCUGGUUUACUGAGUUUGGAGGUCCAGUUCCUUACCGUCCAGCUGAAGACUUGGCAUUUUCAGUUGCAAGGUUUAUACAGAAGGGGGGAUCUUUCAUUAAUUAUUAUAUGUAUCAUGGAGGGACGAACUUUGCCAGGACUGCUGGUGGUCCUUUUAUUGCCACUAGUUACGAUUAUGAUGCUCCUCUUGAUGAAUAUGGACUAUUAAGGGAACCUAAAUGGGGUCAUUUGAAAGAUUUGCAUAGAGCAAUAAAGCUGUGCGAACCAGCUUUAGUAUCUGGAGAUCCUUCUGUGACGCCCCUUGGAAACUAUCAAGAGGCACAUGUUUUCAAGUCAAAGUCUGGAGCUUGUGCUGCAUUCCUUGCAAACUACAACGAACAUUCUUUUGCAAAAGUAGCUUUUGGAAAUAUGCACUACAAUCUUCCACCUUGGUCUAUCAGCGUCCUCCCUGAUUGCAAGCAUACUGUUUACAACACUGCAAGGGUUGGCGCUCAAAGCGCACAAAUGAAGAUGACUCCUGUAGUUUACAAAGUAGGAUUCGAUUGGAAGUCAUACAAUGAAGAGACGACUUCAUAUGGUGACAAUACAUUUACAAUGGUCGGCUUGUUGGAACAGAUAAAUACCACCAGAGAUCAAACUGAUUAUUUGUGGUACAUGACAGACGUCAAGAUCAACCCUGAUGAAGGAUUUUUGAAGGGUGGAAAGUGGCCUUUUCUUACUGUCCUUUCGGCCGGCCAUGCUUUGCAUGUUUUUGUCAACGGUCAACUAUCAGGAUCUGUCUAUGGAAGUUUAGAAAACCCAAAACUAACUUUUAGUAAGGCUGCGAAUCUGAGAGCUGGUGUUAACAAAAUUUCGCUGCUAAGCAUUGCUGUUGGUCUUCCGAAUGUAGGUCCGCAUUUUGAGACUUGGAAUGCUGGUGUUCUUGGCCCAGUUUCACUCAGCGGUCUUGAUGAGGGGAGAAGAGACUUAUCAUGGCAAAAAUGGUCUUACAAGAUUGGUUUGGAGGGAGAAGCUUUGAGUCUUCAUUCCCUCAGUGGAAGUUCCUCUGUUGAGUGGGUUGAAGGUUCUUUUGUAGCUCAAAAGCAGCCACUAACAUGGUACAAGAGUACUUUCAAUGCUCCUGCUGGGAAUGAGCCAUUGGCUUUAGAUAUGGCUAGUAUGGGCAAAGGUCAAGUUUGGAUAAAUGGGAAAAGCAUUGGACGCUACUGGCCAGGAUACAAAGCAUCUGGUACUUGUGGGAGCUGUAAUUAUGCUGGUUGGUUCACCGAGAAAAAAUGUCUAAGUAAUUGUGGAGAGGCCUCCCAAAGAUGGUAUCAUGUUCCUCGCCCCUGGCUGAAUCCUUCAGGAAAUUUGUUGGUUGUUUUUGAAGAGUUGGGUGGAAAUCCAUAUGGAAUCUCUUUGGUGAAAAGGGGGAUAUCGAGUGUAUGUGCUGAUAUUUUUGAGUGGCAACCAACUCUAAUGAAUUGGCAGAUGCAAGCCUCAGGUAAAGUCAACAAGCCCCUGAGGCCUAAGGCCCAUCUCUCGUGUGCUCCUGGUCAGAAAAUCUCCUCAAUCAAAUUUGCUAGUUUUGGAACUCCAGAGGGGGCUUGUGGAAGCUUCCGGGAGGGUAGUUGUCAUGCCCAUAAUUCCUACGAUGCUUUUGAAAAGGUAUAUUAAUUUAUUGCAGUUUAUACCACGUGUUUUGGAAUACUAUACUAUAGUCCAUUAUUUAUUUAUUAUGGUUCGGGCUUAGUUGUGCCAUUUCGUUUUUUGCUCAUGGCGUGGAAUUAGGACAACAGGUUAUUCAGUUAUCUUAACAGCUCUCUAUUAUAUCUGUGUUUUUCCUAGUUUCAUUUUGCUUCUUUGAUGGCCGAUGAAUGCAUGAAGAUAAAACUCCCAUUUCCAUGAAACCACCUGUUACACGUUUCAAAUCAGGUCUUCUAGCAGAACCAGUUUUAAGAUGCUUUCCAAGAAUUUAAGCAGCUGCAUUAGACCCGAGCUAUAUUAUGUUACCUUAUGUGGCCAUAUUUUCCCAUUGAGUCAUUGCUCCAAUCCUAUGUUCUUUUCCAUUAUUUGAUGCAUGAUUUUUCAACCUUGCAGUACUGCAUUGGGCAGCAAUCAUGCUCAGUAACUGUAGCACCAGAGCUCUUUGGAGGAGAUCCAUGUCCUAAUGUCAUGAAGAAACUUUCUGUGGAGGCCAUUUGCAGCUGAUAACCCAAAACCAACAAAGGAGUGCGUAACAAUUGGUCCCAGUUUAGUUGGUCCUUCGAUUCAAAUUUUCAAACAUUUUUGAAGUAGCCACUACGCAUCCAAGAUCGCCACGACCAUGCAUUUUAUCUUUGCCAGGGUGAAGUUGUAUAGAUAUACAACACACCAUUCAGUUCAAAGCCCAUACAGAUCGUAAGGGAGAGAGUAAUGUAUAUAUAAAGUAGCUGUUGUCUGUCAAUUAUUGGCCUGCAAUUGUAAUACCAAAGCAUGGUUUAAGGGGUUUACAUGCACAUUGAGACUCUAAAACUAGAGUCCAUGUGCAAAUUGUCUUUAGUCUUAGCAUGAAAGCUUUUGGCUUUUAGGGAUUUCAAACUUUAUUUCCAGUGUAUAAGCAAUAGUCUUCAUUGCUUUGUCCUUGCAAGAACGCUUGGAAUAGUAAUAAUAUCAUCAGACAUCUCAUUCAAAUGUCUCAAUUUACAUUCUUCUACCAUAUAUACCCUUGUGUAAGCAUGUCAAGCAACUCGUGUUCGGUUUGGAUUUG
This is a messenger RNA of Ilex paraguariensis (yerba mate), 3766 nucleotides long. The record is from the annotation of a GenBank genome assembly. NCBI's taxonomy places the organism in Eukaryota, Viridiplantae, Streptophyta, Magnoliopsida, Aquifoliales, Aquifoliaceae.